Molecule: messenger RNA, 1983 nt
Organism: Aspergillus affinis
Lineage: Eukaryota; Fungi; Ascomycota; Eurotiomycetes; Eurotiales; Aspergillaceae
Product: N(6)-L-threonylcarbamoyladenine synthase family protein
Exons: 4
Coding region: 1-1983 (660 amino acids)
Biological process (GO): mitochondrial tRNA threonylcarbamoyladenosine modification
Cellular component (GO): mitochondrion
Source: RefSeq, a predicted model, not a curated record
AUGCUUCCUCGUGCUGCCGCAAGACCCAAGCUGUCCGUUAGCAUCGCUGCGGCACAGAAUCCCACUCGACCCUCCUUGUCUCUCAAGUCUCCCGGUCCUCUACCUCGCACUCCUAUUUCUCCGUCGCCUCUCAGUCCCAAUGCGAAGCGGUAUUCCUCGCUGCACGUCCCGACCUACAACUACACCAAUUCAUGUUCGUCCAAGAGCAUCCUCAAGAAACAUUCGGCCAUGGGCGCCAACGGCACCGUCAACAAACACAUCCAAUUCAAGGGUACGCCCACAGUGCAUUGUGUGACGCCCAUUGAAAAUCCAGAGGAAUACUACGGCACUCACACCAAAGUGACGCGCGAAGAGCGACGCUGGAUGUGGGAUGGAAUUAUUGGCGCAGAGCAGCGGAUGUUCAACAGAACGCGAGUCACUCGGAUGAUGAUUGAUCUUUUGAGAAAAGAGUCCACCUGUCCACCUCCUGUGUAUAUGAAAACUAUUAUGGCAGAUCCCCAGGGCUUCCGUGGCCCGUGCGAGCAGGUUCUUUGCGCCUUCGCCGCCUGGUCGCCUCCUGCCCGAGCGCCAUUUCCGUCCAUCCAGCUCCUCAUGUUGUUCGCGCGACUCCCUGCUGCGGCCUGUCGCAGGAAGCUCUGCACAGCCCCGAAAUGGAGUCUGCCUACGCGGACCCGCGGAUUACUGACUCUUGCUAUCGAGACAUCCUGCGAUGACACGUCGGUUGGGAUCGUCGAAAAGAAGACCGGACCCUCGGGUGCGACUGCAAAGACCCAUUUCCUCGAGAACGUAACGGCAAACACGACCUCGUAUCGCGGCGUUCAUCCCAUCGUUGCCCUCGAAUCGCAUCAAGAGAACAUCGCCAAACUGGUCAACAAGGCCCUCGCGCAUUUACCGGAGCCGUCGGGUACACAUGGAGGACAUCAGCUACUACACCUUUCAAAUGAUCCCACGCCACGUCGCAAACCUGACUUUGUGUCGGCCACCAGAGGACCCGGGAUGCGGGCUAAUUUGUUCGUCGGGUUGGACACGGGCAAGGCGCUCUCGGUUGCGUGGCAGGUUCCCUUUGUCGGCGUCCAUCACAUGCAGGCUCAUCUGUUGACACCGCGUCUGGUGUCAUGUUUGGAGCGCGCUCAGAUCGAUACCCCGGAAACUGGUUCGUCUCAGCCUACGACUCCUGAGUUCCCGUUCCUCUCAAUCCUCGUCUCCGGCGGACAUUCGAUCCUCGUCAAGUCGUCUUCCAUCACGGACCAUGAGAUCAUGGCGUCGAGCUCCGACGUAGCGAUCGGCGACUCGCUCGACAAGACGGCCCGAGACAUUCUUCCCGAGCCUCUGCUUCAGAGUGCGAACACCACCAUGUACGGCAAACUGCUGGAACAAUUCGCCUUUCCAAAUGGCAGCAUAGACUACGCCGACUACCGUCCCCCGAUGACGCGUGGCGAGGAGAUCGCCACCCGUGCAACUCCCUGGGGCUGGUACCUCACCGCUCCGUUUGCUAAUACCCGGAAGCUAGAAUUCAGUUUCUCGUCCAUCGCGUCGUCAAUCACCAGGAUCACUACUGCGAAACACAAGGCCGGCGAAACCAUGGGCCACGAGGAGCGUGUCGCCAUGGCACGCGAGACGAUGCGCGUCUGUUUCGAGCAUCUGGCCUCUCGCACUGUCAUCGCUCUCGAAGCGCUUCGUAAAAAGGGCCCCGGCAACGAGGUGAAAACCCUCGUAGUCAGCGGGGGCGUCGCGGCUAAUCGCUUCCUGAUGACCGUCCUGCGCUCGUUCCUUGAUGUCCGCGGGUUCGGACAUGUCGGUAUCGUCGCGCCGCCGCCGGCCUUGUGCACCGAUAAUGCCGCUAUGAUCGGAUGGGCGGGUAUUGAGAUGUUCGAGGCUGGCUGGCGUAGCGAUCUUGGCUGUCGGGCUUGGAGGAAGUGGUCUCUAGAUCCGCGCGCCGAGGACGGCGGGAUUCUGGGUCCGGAUGACUGGCUCAAGACUUAA